UUAUAGUGAUAUUGUUUAUAUUAUAAAUCUAUGGAACAAUAAGUAUUAUUUCUGUAGCCUGAUCUAUUGUUUCUUUUGGAUUUUCGUAAAUUUUUGAAGGGAAAAUAUUCAAAAUGGAAACAAUGCACAUUUCAACUGAAACAAUGCAGUAUCAUUGUCCUUACAAUCCUUCUCAUUGUAUGCCAAAAAAGACUGUACAAAAACAUAUUGUCAAGUGUCCUGAUAAACCUUCAAACUAUGUUAAUUGUGUUUAUAACUUUAUGCAUGCCAUGCAUAUGAGUGAACAAGAAGCUCAUGAAAAAGUAUGCCCGGAUAGAGUAUUAUUUGAUACAUUUAUCUAUUCAUCAGAAGAUGUUAAACGUCCAGUUCCUGUUAUGGAGAAUGAACCACCAGAAUAUGAAUAUGAAGAAUGCUGGGACAAUGCUGAAAGUGUCGAUGUUUUAAAAACAAUAAAUGAAACUUCAACUGUCAUGAGAGCUAAACAUGGACUUACAAAAUCAGAAAGAAAACAACAUCGCGUACAGUUGCACCAAGCACAUGUACAAAAUGAGAAAUCUCGAGUGGGAAAUUCUUCAAGUAUUGGUACAAAUCAUCAGCAAAAUAGCAAUCAAAAUUUAAAUUCUGUAGUGACUUCAACAAGAAAUGAUCAAAAGAAAAAUGUCAUCUCAAAACCAAUGUUUAUAGGCCAAAGACCAACAUUAUAAUUUAAACAAUGUUCUGAUAUUUUAUAUUCAAGCUUCCAUUGUUUUAAUUUUUGAUACAAUUUAAAAACUAAACUACAAGGUUUAAUUAUUAAUUGUCUAUUAAUUAAUUGUUUCUUUUUUAAUUGAUAAAUAUAAUAAAUAUGUUUUAUAAGUGAAAAUUCAUAUUAAAAAUAUUGACUAUAACUACAUUAAGAAUUUUCUUUUUAGUAGUUUUAUUUAAUUUUAAAUUAAAAUUGAAAAUCCUAAUUUUUGUUUAACUUUGAUUUGAUUAAUUUAAAAUUGACAGUUUGUAUAAUUUUUAUUUUUUAUAAUAAAAUAUUUUUAUAAAGUA
Molecule: messenger RNA, 1035 nt
Organism: Daktulosphaira vitifoliae (grape phylloxera)
Lineage: Eukaryota; Metazoa; Arthropoda; Insecta; Hemiptera; Phylloxeridae
Product: gametocyte-specific factor 1 homolog
Exons: 6
Coding region: 114-704 (196 amino acids)
Source: RefSeq, a predicted model, not a curated record